This is a messenger RNA of Eurypyga helias (sunbittern), 780 nucleotides long. RefSeq names its product protein Daple-like. The transcript has 7 exons. The annotation marks the transcript as partial. Gene Ontology annotation, biological process: cytoskeleton-dependent intracellular transport; cytoplasmic microtubule organization. The record is from RefSeq and is a predicted model, not a curated record. Lineage: Eukaryota; Metazoa; Chordata; Aves; Eurypygiformes; Eurypygidae. Gene Ontology annotation, cellular component: centrosome; cytoplasm. Gene Ontology annotation, molecular function: dynein light intermediate chain binding; microtubule binding.
GAGGUCCUUCAGCAGCUGAUUGUAAUGAAUUUACCAAGUGUUUUGAUGAUUGGCAAAGAUCCUCUUUCUGGUAAAAGUAUGGAUGAAAUUAAGAAGCUGCUGUUAUUGGUUCUGGGAUGUGCUGUGCAGUGUGAAAGAAAAGAAGAGUUUAUUGGAAGAAUAAAACAACUCGAUAUCGAAACCCAAGCUGCCAUUGUGUCACACAUUCAGGAGGUGACUCACAACCAGGAGAAUGUCUUUGACUUGCAGUGGCUGGAGCUCCCAGAUAUGGCCCCAGAAGAACUGGAGUCUCUCUCCAGGAAUAUGGUUUUCCACCUCAAGAGGCUCAUUGAUGAGAGAGAUGAAUGCACAGAAGUCAUUGUAGAUCUCACUCAAGAGAGGGAUUAUCUGCAGUCUCAGCAACCCCCAAGUCCUCUGAAAGCACCAAGUCUGGAUUCUUCACCGAACCCAGCCAACCCUCUUUCUAAUGAAGACAAGCAGCACCUUGCAGUUGAGCUGGCAGACACGAAGGCGAAGUUGAGAAGAAUCCGGCAGGAGCUGGAAGAGAAGUCUGAGCAGCUUGUAGAUUCUAAACAUGAAGUUGAGCAGCUCACCCUAGAGCUGCAAAAAAUAAAACAAGAGAAUAUCCACCUGGCCUCAGACGCUCGCUCUGCCCGAGCAUACAGAGAUGAGCUCGACUCGCUGAGAGAGAGGGCAAACCGCGUAGAGAGGCUUGAGGUGGAGCUUGUUCGGUGCAAAGAGAAACUUCAUGAUGUGGAUUUUUACAAAGCUCGCAUGGAG